CACAGUAUAUACCUGAUCAGAAAUAUGUAAUGAUGUCCUGCCUGAUAUCCUGUACUGAAGCUUAUUAAUGUCAUUUUCCUAUCUUUUAUUAUUAUUAUUCUCUUUGUAAGUAGGCUACAGUUAAUGCAACUUGUAUCUUUUUUUAUAUAAUAUAAAUCUUCUUUACUUUAAAUUGUUUGUUAAUUUCCUUGUUUUACUGGAAUAAUAAUAAUAAUGAUAAUAAUAAUGACAAUAGCAGCAUGUGGUGAAGCCGGAUCACAGGUGUUGUCCUCCUGUUCUGCAUCUUUAAUUGAUGCUGUGAAUAAUUGAUGUGUCACAGAAUCAUGCUGCUGUGGUUUCUCUCCGGCUCUCUGCUUCUCUUCGGCACUUUUGACGUCUGGUAUUUCCUGCGAGGCUUAUGGGUGGCGCUCCGCUGCUGCUUCCAGAGUCCCAUCCGGGAUGUCCUGGCCGAGCAGGUGGUGCACGGCAGGGUUCUGCUGCACGACAUGGACUUUAUGUGCCACAUGAAUAACGCCCGGUAUCUGCGCGAGUGCGACUUCGCCCGGUUUGCGCACGGCACGCGCAUUGGCCUAUUCAUGGCCGCGCGCGCGCUCAAAGCCACCAUGGUUGUCGGAGCCACGACCAUCCGGUACAGGCGCUCGCUGGCGCUCGGAGAGGGGUUCGAGCUGCGCACCCGCAUUGUGUCCUGGGACGAGAAGUCCUUCUACCUGGAGCAGAGGUUCGUGUCCAAGUCUGACGGCUUCAUCUCUGCGGUCAUGCUGUGCCGGCAGAACGUCAUUCGAGGAAGCCCGCAGAAUAUACUGGAGUUCCUGUGCAAGAGGAAGGUGGACUGCCCAGACAUUUCCGAGGAACUCCAGCACUGGAUUCGGUUCAUCUCUGCUAGCAGUCAGGCUCUGAGAGCAGAAAGCGGACUGGACGACAAGACCAAAUGAUCAUGUCAGAGCAGACCAAACAGUCAUUACCGUAAGCCUUCCUCGUGCAUGUAAGUUCCCCGUGAUGCUGACCUUAAUUCAUCUUACUUAUCUCCAAGUGUCUGGGUUUUGUGAUCCCGAACCUGCGGCUGGUUGGCAGCCUCAGCUCUUUCUCCAAACACACCAGCCCUCCAUUUUUAGUUUAGAAGUAUUGCAACGCCAUCAUUACUGUAUUUACAGAAUCCAUUCCAGAAGCUGCAAGAAUGAAACUGAAAACACAAGAGCAUGAAUCUCUGUUGAGAAACAGAGCGCAUGAGCGAAUGUAGAAAACACUUGACUCCAUUGACUUGAACGCUCGGGGCUUCUAAACGCUCCCUUGACCAGAUACGCACAUGAACGUGACGGGAAAAAAAGCACUGAAAUUAAUCUGAAUGAUGAAAUUGAGUUUGAGAUGUGUGUUGUUUUAUUAUUAUCAUAUCACCUCAUGGAUUUGUUCUGUCGGUCAGAUAUGUUAAUGUACUUAUUUAUUCAAUUUUAAAACUGAAAUUUUAUUAUUAUUAUUAUUUAUGAAAAGGGAUCAUGUGAUUAUUUAACUACAAUAAAUUGAGAUUUGCAUAAUUUAUUAAAGAAGAGUCUAUAUGUAAAAGAAAUGUAAAGGCCUGUAUUGAAACUUGAAGACUUGCAUUAUGAAAUAAAAAAUGAAUUAUAAAUAA
Danio rerio (zebrafish) is the source of this 1624-nucleotide messenger RNA. The record is from RefSeq and is a predicted model, not a curated record. NCBI's taxonomy places the organism in Eukaryota, Metazoa, Chordata, Actinopteri, Cypriniformes, Danionidae.